This is a messenger RNA of Microthlaspi erraticum, 687 nucleotides long. The record is from the annotation of a GenBank genome assembly. NCBI's taxonomy places the organism in Eukaryota, Viridiplantae, Streptophyta, Magnoliopsida, Brassicales, Brassicaceae.
AUGGCUUCCUCACUCCAGCAAACACUGAUUCCUCACCGCCCGAAGCUCAGUCUCUCGCUUUUGGCAAGCGGACGAAGUACCUUCCCUUUCAGUGUCCAAUUCCCUCGCCGAGGCGGCGAGUUGAGACUGAGAAUGUCCUCGUCGGUCUCCGGAAUCUACGCGACGGCGUUGGCCGACGCGGCGAAGGCGAACGACACUCUGGAAUCGACCUGCGACGACGUGGAGAAGCUGGAGAAGAUGUUUUUAGACCCGAAUAUACUGAAACUGUUCGUGAACCCGACGGUGGAGCUUUGGAAGAAGCGAGAGGUGAUCGAUCUGAUCGCGGAGUCCUUAUCGCUGCUUCCCUACACGGCGAACUUCUUGAAUGUGCUGAUCGACUCGAAUCGGAUUGAUCUAGUCAACGAGAUCAUCAAGGAGUUCGAAUUGGUGUACAACAAGGUGACGCAGACGGAGCUCGCGGUUGUGAAGUCGGUGGUGAAGCUUGAUUCCCAGCAUCUAGCUCAGAUCGCGAAGCACUUGCAGAAACUCACCGGCGCUAAGAACGUCAGAAUCAGAACCGUGAUUGACCCGAGCUUGAUCGCCGGAUUCACAAUCCGGUUCGGUAGUUCAGGCUCUAAGCUUAUCGAUAUGAGCGUGAAGAAGCAGCUCGAGGAUAUCACCGCUCAUCAGCUACAACUCUCGGGUUAA